AUGAGGGGUGUUGAAACUUGGGAUGAGAUGAAGCAAAUCAUGAGGGACAGAUUUGUACCUCAACAUUACUAUAGGGAGUUGCACCAAAGGUUGCAAGGGCUGGUGCAAGGAAACAAAAGUGUGGAAGAAUAUUUCAAGGAGAUGGAGAUGGCUAUAAUAAGAGCCAAUGUAGAGGAGGAUAGGGAAGCCACUAUGGCUAGGUUCCUAAAGGGGCUGAAUCUUGAUAUUGCCAACAUAGUGGAGCUACAGCACUAUGUAGAGCUUGAUGACAUGUUAAAUAUGGUAAUCAAGAUAGAAAAACAACUAAAGAAGAAAAAAGCAUUCAAAAUGGGUGUAGGUAUGAAUUUGGGCAACAAUGCUCCAUGGAAACCGAAUUGGAAGAAGGGUGAAACUAGUGAUUCCAAGGCUGUUUCUAAGGAAAAGAAAGAGGAGACUAGGGGUGGAGAAAAGCCUAGUGUGACUAAGAAAGGCAAGGGACAGAAUACCUCCAGUGGGAGAACUAGGGAUAUCCAAUGUUUUAGGUGCCUAGGGAAGGGAUAUUAUGCAUCUCAAUGUCCUAACAAGAGGGUGAUGGUGAUGAGGCCGAAUGGGGAGAUCGAAUCAAAAGAUGAUGAUGUUGAUGAUGAUGAUACUAGUGAGAGUAUGCCUCCUUUGGAGGAAGCUAGUGAUGUAGAGCAUGCCGUGGGAGGAAAUAUUCUGGUGGUUAGGCGUGCACUAAGUGCACAAGCAAAGGAAGAAGAGGGAGAUGCACUACAAAGGGAAAAUAUUUUCCACACUAGAUGCUUGCUGAAUGGUAAAACUUGUAGCAUGAUUGUAGAUAGUGGUAGUUGUGUGAAUGUUGCCAGCACACUCAUGGUUGCGAAGCUUGGCAUGCGCACCAUCAAGCAUCCUAGACCAUACAAGUUGCAAUGGCUGAAUGACUGUGGGGAAAUUAAGGUGAACAAGCAAGUGAUGUUGGCUUUUUCUAUUGGAAGGUAUAAGGAUGAGGUGUUGUGUGAUGUGGUGCCAAUGCAAGCUGGACAUAUUUUGCUAGGGAGACCAUGGCAAUAUGAUAGGAAGGUAGUGUAUGAUGGAUUUAGGAAUAGGUACUCCUUUGAUCAUGAUGGACGAAGGGAGUUUGAAGAUGUCUUCCCUCAAGAAAUACCUAAUGGGCUACCACUAAUUAGAGGCAUAGAGCACCAAAUAGAUUUUGUGCCUGGAGCUGUAAUCCCAAAUAGGCCAGCCUAUAGAACCAAUCCGAAAGAGGCUAAGGAACUUCAAAGACAAGUGGAGGAGCUUCUAGCAAAAGGCCAUGUUGGGGAGAGCAUGAGCCCAUGUGCCAUACUUGUUCUUUUGGUGCCUAAGAAAGAUGGGAGAUUUGUGGUGAGUGGCAAGGGAAUUGAAGUUGAUGAGGACAAGGUAAAAGCCAUUAGAGAGUGGCCUACACCUAAGUCCAUGAGUGAUGUGAGGAGCUUCCAUGGGCUGGCUAGUUUUUAUAGGAGAUUUGUAAAGGACUUUAGUACCAUAGCCGCACCCUUAAAUGAAGUUGUAAAAAAGAAUGUGGGAUUCAAGUGGGGGGAAGAACAAGAGCAUGCAUUUAAUUCACAUAAGGAGAAAUUGUGUUCUGCACCUUUACUUACUUUACCUGAUUUUUCUAAAACUUUUGAGAUUGAAUGUGAUGCCUUUGGAGUGGGUAUUGGAGCUUUUUUGAAGCAGGAAAGGAGACCGAUUGCCUACUUCAGUGAGAAGCUAAGUGGGGCUACAUUGAACUACUCCACUUAUGACAAAGAGAUGUAUGCUCUGGCAAAGUCCAAAGUAAGGCCACAUGGUCUAUACAUGCCAUUGAGUGUUCCUAGUGAACCUUGGGUAGAUUUAUCCAUGGAUUUCAUUUUGGGUUUACCUAGGACAAAGAAAGGCCAUGAUAAUAUUUUUGUUGUUGUUGAUCGUUUUUCCAAGAUGGCUCAUUUCAUACCAUGUCACAAGACUGACGAUGCAUCUUACAUUGCUUCUUUGUUCUUUAAGGAGAUAGUUAGAUUGCAUGGCAUUCCUAGAACAAUUGUUAAUGAUAGGGAUGUGAAAUUUCUAAGCCAUUUUUGGAAAGUCUUGUGGGGAAAAUUAGGAACAAAACUUUGUUUCUCCACCACUUGCCAUCCAUAA
Molecule: messenger RNA, 2136 nt
Organism: Hevea brasiliensis (rubber tree)
Lineage: Eukaryota; Viridiplantae; Streptophyta; Magnoliopsida; Malpighiales; Euphorbiaceae
Exons: 4
Coding region: 1-2136 (711 amino acids)
Biological process (GO): DNA integration
Molecular function (GO): nucleic acid binding; zinc ion binding
Source: RefSeq, a predicted model, not a curated record